UAUGAUAUAGAAAAACUGGACCAAAAUGGCAGCAAUGUCAGAUAGUCUGUCUCACCAUGACCCUGAUGACUGGACAAGGGAGAUUCUUAUCACUGCUGAUGAGAUGGACAUAUUCCACAUCAAGAAAUACAUUUUACCAGAUUUUGAUUCAUUUAAAAUUUCCUAUUAUUUUCAACAUCGUGAUGAUUACCUGGCACCAGGGGGUUGGGAUAUUGGGAGUCGACAUGCCGCUGUGAAAAGGUGCAAAAAGAUACUGCUCAUUCUGUCACAAAAAGGAAUGAGACAUUUUCCAUUAGAGAUGUAUCUAGCUAUUGAGAAAAGUCUGAAGAUGGGAGAGAUGAGACUGAUUGUUUUAUUAAUUAAUGGAAUGACACAAAAAGACGUACCAAAAAUACCGUGGUUAGAAACGGCAUCCUACAUCAAACUGGAUGACAAUGUACACGAGAUGUGUAUGAUGAUGUUAUGUAAAUUAAUCAAACGUGAUGAACCAAUCCACAACAAGUUACCUGUGGGUAAUGUUGGACGGGGCAUGGCAUGGUCACAUUUCCUUGGAUAUCUCAAGGUUGUUCUGCCUGAUCUUCCAAACGUUAUACAAGCUUGUAGGUUUUACAGAUCAAGUAAUGAUAGAGUAUGUAUGCCUAUCAAGUUUUACAUGCUACUACCAAGAAGUGGAAAAGGGCCUAAAGGUCAAAAUAAUUUGGAAUGUCUUGACCCUCGUCUUAAGUAUGAGGACAAGUUGGAGAUGAAGAUAAAAGUCAACGGAAGUUUACGUAUCUUUACACCAAAUGUCUACUCCAUCACUGACCCACAAAGUGGUAUGAAGUAUUACUGCCUUGCCGAGAUCCCCAGUGCAUUCUGCGCCCUAGGUUCAAUCUUCAUGGAUGCUCUUGGGAAGAUAGAUGCUCACCAGCUAGACUUGGAAGUAGAACGAUUUUACUACCAAAUAGAUUUUCUGCUGAGUCAUCAAAACAGCCAAGACUGUCACAACAAGGUCGUCAUUCUGCCAUAUAAUGAUGAAGAUAAGACUGGUGAUGCCUUGCCUGGUUCUCACCUAUUACGGGCAUGUCAGAAAUCCCUCCAGUGUUUACCCCCAGGCAGACCCAUCCUUGGAAGUGUUUCAGCCAAUUAUUUAGAAGGCUGUAGUGUUCCAUGUGACCAGCUAUACCAUCAGACUGAACCACAGGAUGAGCACCAGGAAGACCAAAUCCAGGAAGACCAAAUCCACGAAGAUGUCUGUCUAAUCUGUUGUGCCUGCGACCGGGAGAAUGCUGAAAACAUAAAAACAUUUCUGGAGUCAAAGAAAAAGAUUGUCAGUGUAGUGACACCAGAGAGAGAAGGAUUUGAACAGACAGAAAAAACAGUGAGAGCUGCCCGCUGGUCAGUUUUAUUUCUGUCAGAGGCAUCAAUGCAUGUCAUGGAGUUUUGGCUAGGAGAGCUACUGACCAUUGGGAACCUUGAGAACUGCCAACGUCUUCUCCCAGUGCUCCUAGAUACACAUCCCGAUAACAUUCCAGAUUUCCUUAGCUGGGUCACUUUUAUCACCACAGAUGAACCGGACUAUGCAGAAAAAAUUAAUCAUAUUAUAGAAGGAGAGAGUGUCACCUUCACAACCCAGAUUCCUAUAGGGAAUGUUGCAGAGGGGCUAGUCUGGGUGUUUUAUGCCAACUAUCUACGCCACAAUCUCCAGGACAUACCUAGGAGAAUAAAGAAGAAACUGAAAGAGUGUUCUGGAGUGAAUAUGUGGAACAUCAAGUAUUCAACCGUGUUGUUUGAGCUGGUACCAAAAAGUUGUAAAUGUCCAAAGGAGCUAGCUAGUCCAGGGGGACAGAUUUCAGAUGAGGGUCCAAUUGAAUCAGUUCAAAAAACAAUAUGGGGAACACAGAGGACAUUUACCUGCAACUUGUACAAAAUUAAUUUGGACAAUGGUAAACAGUAUUAUUUCCUUGGAGAAUUUGCCUCCCCUGUACGAACUCUCUACAGCAUGCAUCAGUCCCUGAUCGCUGGACUUAGUAAACAACUUAUGGAGGAACAAGUUCAUCUGUUUGCCAUCCAACUUCAGAAAGUAGUCAAAUCCAAAAUUAGCAAUAGCUGUGAGGUCAUCAUGUAUGAUGAUGCAGAAGACAAUUUGGUGGACAUUCUUGUAAAAAGAAUUGUAAACCAUGAAGAGAAAAUGCAACAGCUGGAGAUUGAGGAAAACAUAGAAAAGAUACACCAGUCUUUGGAAUAA
This is a messenger RNA of Ylistrum balloti, 2227 nucleotides long. RefSeq lists its product as uncharacterized. Gene Ontology annotation, cellular component: autophagosome; endoplasmic reticulum membrane. The transcript is spliced from 11 exons. Gene Ontology annotation, biological process: positive regulation of type I interferon production; innate immune response; positive regulation of macroautophagy. The record is from RefSeq and is a predicted model, not a curated record. Gene Ontology annotation, molecular function: 2',3'-cyclic GMP-AMP binding; cyclic-di-GMP binding. The coding region runs from base 26 to 2227 and encodes 733 amino acids. Lineage: Eukaryota; Metazoa; Mollusca; Bivalvia; Pectinida; Pectinidae.